Molecule: messenger RNA, 2292 nt
Organism: Penicillium riverlandense
Lineage: Eukaryota; Fungi; Ascomycota; Eurotiomycetes; Eurotiales; Aspergillaceae
Product: heat shock factor family protein
Exons: 2
Coding region: 1-2292 (763 amino acids)
Biological process (GO): regulation of DNA-templated transcription
Molecular function (GO): DNA-binding transcription factor activity; sequence-specific DNA binding
Source: RefSeq, a predicted model, not a curated record
AUGACGCGCAAAAGGCCUGCUCCGGGCUCUACUCCUGCUCUUCAUCCCCAGAUGGACGCAGUCUCGAGUUUCUCGUCCACCAACCCCGGCUCUCAGCUGUCGAACGAUCAGUUCCUGCAAUGGGGCCAGGACCCUUCGAACGCGACCAAUGACACCUCCUUCCCCGAUCCAUCCUACAACACUGGAACAUAUCCCACAGCUGUACCCACAGGGUCGGCGGCAAUCUCGAAUCAGCUUGCCCGUCGGCCGCCGUCAAAUCAACUAGUCAGCCGAAACCGUGGAUAUGAGCAGGCUCCGACAUACGUCGACCAUGCUGGAAACGCGGGCGACGGAGAGUCGGGAGCGUGGGAAGAGUCCCUGGAUGAACUCAACCAGCGGGCCGAGGUGGCAAAGCGAGAGGCUCAGGAAAAAAGGAAGCAGAUUCCGCCAUUCGUACAGAAAUUGAGCAGCUUUUUGGACAAAUCAGAGAAUACCGAUUUAAUUCGGUGGUCUGAUGAUGGCAACUCUUUCAUCGUGCUAGAUGAAGACGAGUUUGCUCGGACGUUGAUCCCAGAACUCUUCAAGCACAACAACUACGCAUCGUUCGUGCGGCAACUCAACAUGUACGGAUUCCACAAGAAGGUAGGACUUUCCGACAACUCUAUGCGCGCCAGCGAACGGAAAAACAAAAGCCCCAGCGAAUAUGCAAAUCCGUACUUCAAGCGGGGCAAAGCAAACUUGCUGUGGCUGAUUCAGAAGCCGAAAAAUACGGCGAGCCACGGGAGCAAGGGCAGCAAAGGUGGAACUGGAACGCGUGUCAAAACGGAGGAGGUUUAUGAGAAUGAAGCGGAUGAGUACGGAGAUGAUGGCCCACGCGCAGCCCGCGAUGACCGUGCGAGAGGACCAGGGCAAUUGUCCUUGGUGACCGACAGUGCCCUGCCCAAGGAUCAACUGACGGGCGUUUAUCGCGAAUUGCAGGCGAUCCGCCAGCAACAGCAAAUUAUCUCCACCACCAUCACCCGAUUGCGAAAAGAGCACGAACAGCUCUACGCACAAGCGGCCAACUUCCAGGAGCAGCAUACCCGCCAUGAGAACUCCAUCAAUGCCAUCCUGACAUUCCUGGCGACAGUGUACAACCGCAGCUUGCAAGGUCAAGAUGGACCGCAAAACCUGGCCAACUCGUUUGCGGGGGCAAUCUCGCAGGAUCACCAAGGGAAUAUCGUUGACGUGGGGGAUGACUACUUCGGCGCUUUGGGAUCUAUGACUAGUCCUUCUGGGCAACGACAUGCGAAGAAGCAACCCUUGCUAUUGAAAGCGCCACCUGCUGCAGAUGAGAAUGGCCGUGCUAGCACGCUUUUGCCUUCGACCAGUGGUCCCUAUGACACUCGAUCUCGCGGCCACGCACGGCAACCCAGUGCCACGCAGCCGAGACAUGUCGAGGAGGUAUUCGACAACAGCCCGCGACAGACCAGCUCGGCCAGCCUGCCACACGGACAGCAAGAUGAUAAUUAUCCGCAACGAGAUAUUAUGUCCGUGAUCCAAAACUCCAACGCGAGAAACGGCGUUCCAACAAACUUCUCCGAAUUCCCCAAUGUACUCUCUUCGCUCGAGACAUCCGGCGGCAAUGUCCCUCUCACUCCAAAUCAGCGCGCCGACAUGCUUCGACUCAUGGCCAAUGAAACACACACUGCCGACCCGAACACGUCGGACUCUCCCAACAACGCUCUUAUCACGCCAACACCACCUCCCAUGCCACAGAACUACUCGGGCCGGCUCGCCAGUACCCGCCAUGAAAUAGACAAUCUGGUCAAGAUGCAAGCCGAACAGGACCGCUCUGUCCAAAACCUGACCAACCUUCUCCAACCUCUCAGUCCGACAGGCUCGAUACCGGGGAUAGGGAGUGACGGCAACGUCCCACCGCCGCCACUUGACCUCGACCAGAUCUUCAAUAACGACUACUUUACCGACUUGGGAGAUCCGGACUCAAAGCACCUUGGCCACAACACGGCAAGCAACGACGAUACGGGGCCACACGACACUGGUGGCGUUGCCGCAGACAACGCCGACACCAACGACCUGUUCGAUUUCGAUCACAUUCCCGCCGAGGAUAAUCUCUUUGACGGAUCCAACCAGAGCUACAGCUACGGCUUCGACGACACGGGCUACAACCAGACUCCCAGGUCUGGGAAUAACCACGACUCGGGCCGUGUCAUCGAGCAGUUGACAGACAGCGAAGCCACCAGUCCUGCGGCAACCACGCAGGGUGAGACCGUCGAAGAUGGAGGCAGUGCCAAGCGCCGCAAGAAGGCGUGA